AUGGAUUAUGAUAGCCCUGAUGUUGCCAAGGAUUUUCCUGGUUUAUAUGCUUCAGAAUGUGGAAAGAAGAGUAAUGAGAGUGAUUUUAGCGAUGGUGACCAUGACAAGCUAAGCAAAAAGGAUUUGUUGAUUGGUCGAAAAAAAGAUCACAAGAAGGAUAGGGGCUAUGCCGCUUUAGAAGGAGAGAGUUCUUUAGAAGAAGAUGAUAAUAAAAGUGGUCCAAAACUAAAAAAAUCUAAAGCUUUUAAGUUUUCUACAAAAAACAAAGAGAAACGAGAAAAAUCUCAUGAUAAAUGUUCAGAGAAAGAUAAAGAAAAAGAAAAAGACGGCAAGGAUGAUAAAGACAAAAAGAAAGAUAAAGACAAAAAAGACAAAGAUAGAAAAGAUAAGAAAGACAAAGAGAAAAAAGAUAAAAAGCUGAAACAUAGUGCACAUAAUGAUGAUUCGAUGGAUUUGGCAGAUGUUCAACCAAUAUUUGGAGUUCCACUUGAAUUAUCAGUUAAACAUAGUAAAUGUCAUGACAGCAUUGCACUUCCAGUUGUGGUUCGCAACUGUAUUGAUUACAUCCAAGAAUUAGGAUUAACAUCAGAUCUGUUGUAUAAAGUCGAAUGCUCUAAAACAAAACUGCAAUGCUUAAAAAAGCUAUAUAACAAUCAUGAAAAUGUUAUGAUGGAUGACUUAGACAUUCCAACAGCUUGCUCUUUGUUGAAGUCAUAUUUAAAAGAACUACCAGAUUCAAUACUUACCUCGGAACUGACAUCGAAUUUUGAAGAAGCAAGUUCUAUGCAAAAUACUUCACAACGUAGUGAUGUUUUACUUUCUUUGUUGGAGCAAUUGCCACCACAUAACAAGACAUUAUUGAGUUGGAUUAUAAUUCAUUUCGAUAAUAUUAUUAAACAUGAACGAUUCAAUAAAUUCAGCGCACAAAGUUUGUCUGUUCUUAUGGGUCCUAUCCUGAGCAUGAGCCCUCAGUUACUAAAAGUAUUGUUAUAUCAUUGCAAAACGCUUUUUCCGGGAUUGGAACUUAAUAGGUAUGUUCCGCCAUUAUCAUCUGCCACACUUGUCCUUCCUGAUUCUUCUAGUGAAAUUGUAUUAGAGUUGCAGAAACAGGAGUCUUUGUUAGCUCAAAUUCAUUCAGAAAUGAAUGCAGGAUUUGUUUCCACAAAAAGAGAAGAACAAUUAUGGGAAGUUCAAAGGCUUAUAACUCAAUUAAAGAGAAAACUGAGGCUAGCCGAGAAGAGAUCAGAUAAUAACGAUAAAACUAUAGAUGAAGAACAAAAUGUGGAUAAGAAACCUGAGAAAGUUAAUACAUCUGUUUCUGAAGUAGUCCAAACUCAGACAGUAGAACCCAAUAAUGAUUUUCAAUUUACAAAUUCUAAUGAAGCAAUUGCUCUUGAUGAUAAAUUAUCUAUUGGUAGCACUAAAGACUCAGAAUCAGAUAAGAAUGAAUCAACUCAGCACUCAAUUAAUCAACAUAAAGAAAGUGGAACAGAUUCACAAUCAGAAAAUAUUCAACCCGAUGUUCAAUCAGGUUUUAUUCCAGAGAAAACAGAACUUACACCUGAUGAACUUCAAUAUGUGCAAAUGAAAGUUGAACAUAAUGCGCUUCUAAAGUUUGUUUCAGAUUUACAAACAAAUAUUAACAAUGAACGAGCGGAUGUUGUCAAAUUAAGAUCUCAGAUUGCAGAUCUUAAGGAUACAGAUUUUGAUAUAGUUUUACCAAAUUAUGUCAAUAUAGAAAAUCUUAUUUCUGCAAUGAUGGAGGAAAAUGAGAUUUUAGAACAAAGAAGAAUUAAUCUGAUUAGAGAGCUUUUCAAGGAAAAGAAAAAAUGUAUUGAACUCAAAGUGGAAUUAGCAAUGUUGAAUAUAUCAGAAAUAUAUUAAAAAUUACUUUGGUGAGAUUUUUUUCCCUAAAACACAAAUAUAAUCUUGUAAAAACAUAAUUUAAAUGCAAAAGAAAAUUAAAUAUUUUAUUUAAGUAACGAU
Messenger RNA from Ctenocephalides felis (cat flea), 1986 nucleotides. RefSeq names its product ralA-binding protein 1-like. Lineage: Eukaryota; Metazoa; Arthropoda; Insecta; Siphonaptera; Pulicidae. Gene Ontology annotation, molecular function: small GTPase binding; GTPase activator activity. Bases 1 to 1884 code for a protein of 627 amino acids. The transcript has 8 exons. The record is from RefSeq and is a predicted model, not a curated record. Gene Ontology annotation, biological process: small GTPase-mediated signal transduction.